Molecule: messenger RNA, 890 nt
Organism: Polyodon spathula (Mississippi paddlefish)
Lineage: Eukaryota; Metazoa; Chordata; Actinopteri; Acipenseriformes; Polyodontidae
Gene: tlcd4b
Product: TLC domain containing 4b
Exons: 6
Coding region: 16-714 (232 amino acids)
Biological process (GO): lipid homeostasis
Cellular component (GO): endoplasmic reticulum; membrane
Source: RefSeq, a predicted model, not a curated record
CGUGCCCCUGUCAGUAUGCCGCUCCUGCAUGCUUGUACAUUCUGCUCUGAACCCGGGUCUCGUUGCAGGUUGGUGUCGACGGUCCACGCCCUGAUCGUGGGGACGUUCUGCCUGUACAUCCUGUGGUUCGACGACGCUGUGAACAGAGACCCCGUCUGGGGAGAGCCCAGCCUGGUCAAGCUCAACGUCGCCAUUACCUGCGGCUACCUCAUCUAUGAUCUGCUGCUGCUUGCUCGGUACUGGAACUCCAUGGGGGAUGGGUUUUUCGUCUGCCACCACAUUGCUGCCCUCUACGCCUAUGGGUUUGUCCUGAGUCGAGGGGUGCUGCCGUAUUUUGCGAAUUUCAGGCUCCUGUCGGAGCUGUCGACCCCCUUUGUGAACCAGCGGUGGUUCUUCGAGGCCCUGUCCGUGCCCCGCUCGGACCGCCGGGUGGUCCUGAACGGCAUCGCCAUGUCGGUGGUCUUCUUCGCGGUGCGCAUUGCCGUCAUCCCCACCUAUUACUGGCGGGUGAUUUCCACGCUGGGGACCCCAGCCUUCGAGAGGCUGGGCCCGGGGCCGCAGGUGGCCUGGAUCCUGUCCAGCGUGAGCCUGGACAUCCUCAACGCGAUCUGGAUGUACCGCAUCGCUCGGGGCUGCUACCGCGUGGUCAUGGGAUCCCGGAGAAAAACCAACAACCAGAUUCCCAUCACAGACACAAACAACCACACGGACUGAGAGAGCAACACCACUGCCCUCGCCGUGCCCCUCCACACCCCCGAGGACGUCACACUGACUGAGAGAGAGCAACACCACUUCUCUCGCCGUGCCCCUCCACACCCCCGAGGACAUCACACUGACUGAGAGAGAGCAACACCACUGCCCUCGCCGUGCCCCUCCACACCCCCGAGGAC